Lycium barbarum (goji berry) is the source of this 1002-nucleotide messenger RNA. RefSeq lists its product as uncharacterized. The record is from RefSeq and is a predicted model, not a curated record. NCBI's taxonomy places the organism in Eukaryota, Viridiplantae, Streptophyta, Magnoliopsida, Solanales, Solanaceae. The coding region runs from base 1 to 1002 and encodes 333 amino acids. The transcript has 3 exons.
AUGUUCAGAGUGGUGAAAAAACUGAAACAACUAAAGAGAAGACUGAGGAGCCUGAAUAGACAGCAUUUCAGGAAUAUCAUUACAGAAGCUGAUGAGGACAGAAUUGCCCUUGCUCAAGCCCAAGCUGCAUUACACCUACAGCCACUGGAUAGAACUCUACAAGAGCAGGAAAAGAGAAGCAAAGCAACCUGGAUUAAACAAGGUGCUGAUAAUGCAAGAUAUUUCUUCUCAGUCAUCAAACACAGAAAGUUACAACAGGCCAUUAUACAAAUGAAGGAUAAAGAAGGCGUGAUGCAUAAUGAUCAACAAGAAAUUGCAAGAAUACUUGUCGAAUACUAUCAGAACUUACUGGGAACUAAGGAAGAACAUAGAACAAAAGCUAGUGGGAACCUAUUGGGAAAUGGUUGUGUUCUAAAUACUGCUCAACAGGUAAAAGAAGCAAUGUUUGGUAUUGGCAUAAAUAAAAGCCUUGGGCCUGAUGGGUAUGGCAGUGGAUUUUUUAGAGCAGCUUGGAGUGUCAUUGGUAAUGAUGUGACUCAAGCAAUUUUGGAGUUUUUUGAAAAUGGGAAACUGCUGAAACAAAUAAACUCUACAAUCAUUUCCCUCAUUCCCAAAGUGGAUGCACCAGAACUUGCAAGCCAGUUUCGACCUAUAUCCUGUUGCAAUGUAAUCUAUAAGUGCAUUUCUAAAAUGAUAUGUAUGAGGCUGAGAAAAGCGAUAUCAGUGAUGGUGGCCAGUAAUCAGGCUGCGUUUGUGGAAGGGAGGUCUCUAAUACACAAUGUACUGAUAUGUCAUGAUUUGUUGAGACAUUACUCAAGAAAGACUACUCCAAGGUGUUUGAUGAAGAUUGAUUUAAGGAAAGCGUAUGAUAUGAUUAGGUGGGAUUUCAUUGAAGAAGCUUUAAAGGGCUAUGGAUUUCCAACUCCGUUUGUGCAACUGAUUAUGAUUUGUGUUACCUCAACAAGGUUCACGGUCAAAGUAAAUGGAGAAGGAUAUGGCUAA